AGCCGAACACGACGGGCGGCCAGUCGUAGCCGACCGGAAGUGUUGUACGCUGCCGCCACCGUCGCCAUAAUACCAUUCGGAGGUCCCGCGAGCAGCACGUGCCGCGAAGUCCGCGUGUUCACGAUCGUCUUCAGCGAGUGAUCACGAAAUGGUUGAAUUCAACUUCUUGACAUUAGUACUUUUGCUACUGGUGAUGACUACAGAUAACCUCGAAGGUUUGACGACAACCAAAUCUUUAUCACGUGAAAUAGAUAAUGCUAAACACGUUGAUGCAGUCUUGGGUGAUAAAGCUGAACUGCCAUGUAACGUUCAGACUAUCAAGAAUUCAACAGAAUCGCCGAUUUUAAUAAUUUGGUAUAGAGGACAAGACUAUCCCAUUUAUAGCGUUGAUCAGCGGGAUCAUACGGCAAGCAAACAUUGGUCGGCUCAUUCUAUGGAAGACAGAAUAUAUUACACAGAAAACAAAGGAUUUGCUGUAUUAAUAAUUGAGGACAUACGUACAACUGAUGGGGGUCAGUACAGGUGCCGAGAGGAUUUCAAGUACGCUCCGACGCGCAACAACUUUAUUUUACUCGAUAUUAUAAUACCGCCAAGCAGACUGGAAAUCUUAGACGACCAGAAUAACGUCGUUCAGAAUUCCACGUUGCCACCCGUCAUGGAAAACGGGGCAUUGGAAAUCACGUGUAAAGCUUACGAUGGAAACCCUUUACCACGUUUAAUGUGGAAUAUACGAGGAGAAAAUAUAGACAGUUCGUACGAAAUGAAGAUAGACGACAAUACAGUGGCCAAUGUGUUACGAAUUGAUCAUGUUCAUCGAGAAAAUCUCGGUAGAGAACUCAUUUGCGAAGCGUCCAACAUGCCAAAUACCAUUCAAGUAUCAACGUCAGUUACUAUGAAUGUUUAUCUGAAGCCAUUAAGCGUGGCUAUCACAGGAGCUGAACACCCUUUUCUCUCAGGAGAGCCAAGUAAUCUCGAUUGCAUUUCAUAUGGUUCAAGACCAGCAGCUAACAUCACAUGGUACCACAAUGGACAGAUCAUCGAGUAUGAAACAAAAAGGAUAAAGGUGGUGGGAAAUAAUAAUAUGACAUGGAGUACUCUAAGAUUAGUACCAACUGAUGACGAUAAUCAAAGUGUUAUAACGUGCGUGGCAAGCAACAUAUAUUUUCCAGCUGAUAAAAAAGAACAACAGAUAAUACUUAACGUUCAUUAUCCUCCAAGGCUACAAAUAUGUUUAGGCAGGAACCUGAAUGUGUCUAACAUUAAAGAAGGAUCAGAUGUGUACUUCGAAUGUACUAUCAACGCUUCACCGACCAUAACCAGACUUGAUUGGGAUCAUAAUGGAUCAAAUGUCGGACAGCACGAAAGCCGAAAGACAAUUGUGAGCAAUCAAACAUUAGUCUUACAAUCAAUAACACGAAAAGGUUCUGGAAGUUAUCGGUGCAUAGCCUCAAAUGCCAGAGGAAAAUCGAUAAGUGACGCCUAUCACCUUGACGUUAAAUACGAACCAUCUUGUAAAACUGAUCAGCAACGUGUAUACGGUGCACACAAAGGAGAAACUGCGUGGGUCAAGUGCGACGUCAAUAGCAAUCCUACUCCUACUUCGUUCCGUUGGGCUUUCAACAACUCCGUAUCUGGUUUGAUGAACGUAGCUAAUUCAGACAAGAGUAUGGCCGUCAUUAAGUUCAAAGUAUCAGAUUUUGGUACGCUUUUGUGCUGGGCAACAAACUCUUUAGCAACUCAAUCCCAACCUUGUGUCUAUCACAUUGUUCCAGCAGGUAAGCCAGAUCCACCUAGAAAUUGCUUGCCAGUAAACGUGACGAGUACUCGGUUCACAAUUCGAUGUGAACCCGGAUACGGCGGUGGUCUUCCGCAGCACUUUGCAUGCACAGUUGCCACGAUCGAUCGACCGGAUGUAGCCGAAGCCAGUUACGUUGGCCAAACCGGUCACGUUACUGUCAAAAUUACCGGGUUGCGACCGUCCACCCGAUACAUGACCACAGUGUACGCAAGCAACGCAAAAGGCUCAAGUAACGGCUAUAUACAAGUUUACGUCGAAACAGCUCCUAAUCCCAAGGACCCACGUGUAGCUGGAGAUUCCACCAGCACUGCUACGCGGUUUUCCGAAGCCGCACACAUAGGUAUCCUGUUUCUCGGAUGCUGCUUCGUGGGAGUGUGUGCAAUGGCCGUGGUGUACGCCAAACGGUUGGCGGCCAACGUCCGCGGACGAUCAGUAUUCCGUGAACGGCAAACUGUCAGGAUUCAAAACGGCGAAGAAAUUCGAUUUACAGGGUCCAAGGGUGUCGAAGAACGUCCAGUUGUCACAAACGAUGAAAGAGGAAUGCAAACAGGAUCAAAAGUCAAAAUCAAAAUUCAUGAAAAUUUGAAAAAUGGACAAUACAAAGAAAUUAAUUCAGAAUCGUCGUAUUCUGUACUAACUAUACAAAAUAUUAAUACUUCACGAGCAUCGCAGUUGGAAGGUCGUUUGAAUGAUAAAAACAAUGUCCGGUUAUUCACACCGACACCGCGAACGCAGAAUAGCAAUCAGCAAAAGAUAUGUGAAUCGUUCGUACACUAUCCAAACCGCAAGUCCAUCCCGAUGCAGGAUAUGGUUUACACCAGCACGGCCAAACCAUACGCUGAAGUAGAAAGCAUUGUAUAGAUUAACAUAGUUCAUUUUAGUGUUUCGGAGAGUGGAGUGAAAUGGAACGCGGCGACUUCCUGCCGGUGUUGCAGGUUCACGGGUUCGGGAGUAACGGUGGCGCAGCCAAUGGUGCGCCGGCGAUCAUAGAAACCCUGUGCAAGGAAGAAGGCCGUCCGCUAAGUCUGUUCAAAUGCCGCAUCAAUCUGUUCACCGAAUGGGUCCAGACGUGGUCUGAUGACGACAAACACAACUUCCUGAGUGGAAUUUUUCAGAGAGAUACGAACAGAAAGCUGUCGGCCAAGUGGUCAGAAGUUCCAAUUUUUCAAACACUGCAAUCAAUGUGGUAUCAAUAGGGAUGAAAAUCUCGAAGAAUUACCAGAAGAAACGAUUGAAAUGGGCCAUGCUCAUCGCAUAUUAUAAACUCUGUAAUUUUGAAUAAUAGAUAUUUCAUUAAAUGUUGAAAGGUUUUACUCGAACAUUCGUCAUUUUGGUAAUGGAUUCUUACAUAAUGGUUAUUUUAAAUUAAAUCAAAUUGUAAAAUAGAUUUUUACGACCUAUACAACGUUAUAUUAUAAUACAGAAUACUUGAUACAUUCCAAUCUAUAAUAUAUUUAAUAUUCGUGUAUAUAUAUUACUUCAAUAAUUUACUGUAUGCAUAUCGAUUUAUCAAAAAUUGUUACUACUUAUUUUGUAUUCAUGUACAAAUACCUUCCUAGAACCUUUUUAAUGAUUGUUAUCAUAUUUCAAGAACUGCCUAGUGAUUAUGAAUGUAAUCAUUUAAACUAUAUUAUAAAUGUCUAUAAAUGUAUUUU
Messenger RNA from Rhopalosiphum padi (bird cherry-oat aphid), 3453 nucleotides. Its product is annotated as hemicentin-1-like. Bases 149 to 2659 code for a protein of 836 amino acids. The transcript is spliced from 16 exons. Gene Ontology annotation, molecular function: protein binding. NCBI's taxonomy places the organism in Eukaryota, Metazoa, Arthropoda, Insecta, Hemiptera, Aphididae. The record is from RefSeq and is a predicted model, not a curated record.